UUUCAUCAAACAACUUUAUCACGUGUCAACUGUAUACGAGGCUUCAGGCGACGAAAGUGCACUAAAAGCAUAUCUCUGCUUCCAGAACAAAGCAACACAAUUUCCUUCUGGGUUUUGUAAUUCGGAUCUCAAACUCACAUGGGUCGGAGGCAAAUCAGCUCCAACCUCACCCGACGUUGUCGUCUCUAUUUUCUCACUUUAAGCCUCAUUUCUUGUUCAAUUGUAUAUUUGUAUCUAUCUUUUGAUGAAAAAGGUGAAAAAUUGGGGAGAAAUACAAAGUGUUGUAAAGGGGUGGAGCAUAUGGAACUUUGGGGUAAUGCUGUGAGAUGGGGUGCUAAUCAUAAGGCAGGUUCUGCACAGGAAUGUUGUAAGGCUUGUAAGAAGAUGUGUGGUGGUGAGAAAGGGGAGUGUUUGUGUGAUUCUUGGGUGUAUUGUGGUGAUAAAGAUGCUUGUGGGAAUAAGUUUGGUGAGUGUUGGCUGAAGAAACAGAAAGAUUCCUUAGAUCCUGACAGACGUGAGUCAGGAGAUCAGAUCAUGUGGACUUCGGGAAUCAUAUACGGAAAAGGAGAGGGUAUUGUUGGCUUGGAAACCUCUGGUUAUGGGAUUAUCUAUAUAAAACUCCUUCCUGAGUGUGCUCCACAAUCGGUUUCUUAUAUCCUCGAAUUGUUGGCCACACAUCACUGUCCUGGUUGCCACUUGUAUCGUGCAGAAAGUCGGGGAAGUGCAUGGGAUUUAGAAGGAAACCACAUUCAGGAUGCUCCAUUUGGCCCUCCUUUUGCGAUGAUCCAAGGAACACUAGAAGCACAUGGGACCAUAUUUAACAAAAUCCCGAAAGAGCUCUCUUACCAAAUAAACAGAGGAUCAGUUGCAUGGAUUGGUUCUGGACCAGAAUUCUUCAUCAGCUUAGCCAAUCAUAAUGAAUGGAAAAAUGAAUAUAGUGUUUUUGGCUUUGUUCUCCCAGAAUACAUGAAAGUCGUGGAGAUCAUCUCCCAAUUGCCUACCAAGCAAGACUUGUGGCAUAACAUCAAUGUUUCUGUCUUAAAAAAAACAGUUCCUAUAAGGUUUCGGAGAUUUAGCGAGGACGUAGCUGCACAAUAAUAGUACGCAAAUGUACUGAUAUAGUUUUUAAGUUAAGGUACAUAUUUUGAUCUACUUUGUGGAAUUAUUUCAAGUUUUAAUUUUGAAUGAAAGAUGAAUAAGAAAUUGGCGGUUAUGAAGACUUAA
Messenger RNA from Daucus carota subsp. sativus, 1224 nucleotides. RefSeq lists its product as uncharacterized. The record is from RefSeq and is a predicted model, not a curated record. NCBI's taxonomy places the organism in Eukaryota, Viridiplantae, Streptophyta, Magnoliopsida, Apiales, Apiaceae. Gene Ontology annotation, molecular function: peptidyl-prolyl cis-trans isomerase activity. The transcript has 5 exons. Gene Ontology annotation, biological process: protein peptidyl-prolyl isomerization. Bases 139 to 1098 code for a protein of 319 amino acids.